Molecule: messenger RNA, 1838 nt
Organism: Dermatophagoides farinae (American house dust mite)
Lineage: Eukaryota; Metazoa; Arthropoda; Arachnida; Sarcoptiformes; Pyroglyphidae
Gene: Ifrd1
Product: Interferon-related developmental regulator 1
Source: RefSeq, a predicted model, not a curated record
AACAUUUUUUAUUCAAUUUUUAAAAUUAUUUUAUCAUUUCAAUUGAAAGAAACACAAACAUAUAUAUAUAUAGACAUUAUUUUGCUGAAAAUUCAACCAUUACCACCGCAACGACAACAACAAUUAAAUAUAAAAAAAAACUUGAAAUUUUUUCCUUUAACAUUAUUUUUUUGAGGGGGAAGGGAAACUUGAACAACACUCAUUAAUCACAUCAAAUUUCACAUUUGAAAGAAAACAAUUUUUCAUUGUGCGUCUCUUUUUUUUGUCACUCUCUCCUCGUAGUGGUUGUUUUUUUUUUUGAAUUUGAAAUUUUAUAAAUUUUAUCUGUGCGUGUGUCUGUUUGUGAGAGAGGAGAGUGGUAAAUUAUUGCCAAUUCGAGAUGGGUCGAAAACGUGAUUCAAGUAAAUCGAAUAAUCGAUAUUCAAAACGUCAUCCAACCAAACAAAUCAUUGAUGAUAAUGGUUCAGAUAAUGAUUCUGUAUUGAAUGAUGCAGCAUCAAUUGUAUCGAUUUAUUCUAAUGCAUCACAUCCAAAUGCACGUUAUGAUCUUGAUGAUGGUAUUCUUAGUGGACAACAAAGCCCUGAUUAUUGUGAAGAAGAUGUUAAUGGUACAAUCGUUGGCAAUGAAGAUGGUGUCGCACAUUUUGAUGAUUUUGCAUCGAAAUUAUCGAUGGUUCUGGAAGAAUUACAAUCAACUAAAAGUCAAAAAGAUCGUCUACGUCAUUAUGAUUCAUUGGUGAAAGCUUUUCAAACUAGAUAUCUUGGUGAUGAUUAUCUUGACAAUAGGAAAAUGACACUUCAAGAAGUGAUUGAACAUGGCAUAAAACGACUUGGUGAUGAAAGCGGUUCGGCUGCCUUGAUUCUUAGCUUGACAUUGAUUACCAUUGGUGAUGAAUGUGAUGAUUUUUUCCGUUCAAUAUAUGGCCACAUUGAACGGAUUUUGAUUGAUCCAACAGCAAAACCAUUGGUUCGAUCACGAGCAGCCACAGCUUUAAGUUUGGGUUGUUUCAUUACCGAUUAUGGAAUGGAAAAAAUUGCCGAAUUGUCGAACCAAUUGUUAUUGAUUGCCUUUUCGCCUGUACGUGGUCAUCCAGAUGCCAAUCAAUUGAUGGCCGUCAAUUUAUUGAAAGCAAUGUGCCUGAAUAUGUUCAAUUUUUUGUCUACCAUUGCUGAUGAUGAAUUUGUUGCCGAAUUAAUCGGACCAGAUAUGAAUAAAUUGAUCAAAUGUUUGGAAUCAAGUCAUUUAGAGCUACGUUUAGCUGCCGGUGAAUGUAUUGCAUUGUUAUAUGAAAAUUGUAUGGAAAAUGAUCUAGAUUUGCAUUUGUUCAACAUACAUGAAUUACGUGAGAAAUUCAGUCAACUAGCAACUGAUUCACAGAAAUCAAAAUCGAAAAAAGAACUUCGUACACAACGAUCAAAUUUCCGACAAAUUCUUCGUACAAUUGAAGGUGAUUCAUAUGGGCCUGAAACAAUUAAAUUUGGAUGCGAAAAAUUGGAAAUUGAUUCAUGGAAAAUGAAACGUUAUUAUGAUACAUUUUGUUCGGUACUCGGUUCAGGUAUGAAUCUACAUCUAUCACAAAAUCCAAUGCUACGAGAUAUAUUUGAACUGGGUCCAGUUUUAUUGGAUCAAGUGUUGAAUACUAAAAACACUAAAUUAAAUGCCAGAAAUCAACAUGAAACUAAUCGUAAAAAUCGUGAAAUGAAUCGUUCGAAAAUGCGUGGUAAACGUGGAGAUUUUGAUUACUGAUUGCCCAUUUUACAAUUUGAAAGGCUUACCAUAUUAUAACUUUAAUUAAUUAAAUAAAUAUUAAACAAACAACUGCUGUUCAAAUUUGAAA